UCUUCUGAAUGAGGAUCCUGAUGGCCCUGAGACAAGUCACCUCUUUACCACUAGAGGGCAGCGGCGCUCCUCCAAGUGACCCCUGUGUUUCAGAAUCACAUGACAAUCUGAGACUGUAGCACCGGCGUUCAAAAUGUCACCCGUGUCGUCUGUUUCUUUCCGUCUCUCUCUCUCCCUGGCCGUCUGCCUGUUCUCGUAAGACGGCUUUCUGACAUCAGGAGACCGCGGCAGAGCUCACACCGGGACUGGAUGGGUAGUAAAUGAGGGGCUUCCCUCUUAUGUUAUGGCUGACUUUCCACUGCCUCCUGGCCCACUGAGCCCUGAUGGAGCCCUCCUGAGAGAGAUCCACAUCAGCCUGCUGGAGUGUAAAGUCUGCUUUGAGAAGUACAACUCCAGUCCGAAGGAGCGCCGGCCUCAGAACCUGUUUUGCGGCCAUGUGCUCUGUCUGGAAUGCGUCCGGGCACUCUCCCACCCCGUCCUCAAGAAGCUGGAGUGCCCCUUCUGCCGGCAGCUGUGUGACGUCGAAACCACGUCCCACUGCCGGGCCCUGACCGACCUUCAGGAGCUGCUGCACUGCCACGCCCCUAAGUCCGCUGUGCCCCACCGGGCCAAGGAAGGGAGUGGCUGCGGUCGGGGUGUGGGCUCCGGGGCUCUGCAACUCUGCUCGGCCUAUGGAGGCUGGGGGACGUUGAUCAACCCCACCGGGUUGGCUGUGUUCCGUUCCUCAGGGACCGCGGUGGUGGUGCACGACGGGGACCAGAGAGUCGCGGUGUUUGGCCCCCAGGGCAGGCGUCUGCACGGGUUCGGUCAGAAGGGUCGCGGCCCCGGGGAGGUGUGUUAUGCCGCGGAUGUGGCGGUGACCCCCGGCGGCUACGUGGUGGUGACGGACGCCGGCGACGGCGCGGUGAAAGUGUUCAGCUCCCGGGGGAGCGUUGUGCUGGUGGCGCGGGACUCCUUCCAGACACCCUGGGGCGUAGACGUGGAUAACUGUGGACACAUCCUGGUCACCGACAUCCGGGCCGGCAUGCUGUUCCGUCUGGUCGUGGAUUUUGCCCGUGGUGUGACCCUGACGAACCGAGCGGUUGUCACUCGGCUCCACCGGCCCAAAGCGGUGGCCUGCUGUUGGGCGACCGGGAACGUUGCCCUGGUAGAAACACUACCAUGCACCACGACAGACACCACAUCUCCGACAGGUCCCCAACCCACCAGGCUGACCCUUUUCAAUAAGGACUUUGAUAUUCUGUCUCAGAUAGAUAGCUUUGGUCUGAGCCUUGGGGCCUCGAUUUGGCCUUGUGUGUCUGCUGUGGCCUUUGACCGGUUCGGGGAUGUGAUUGUGACCGACUCGCAGCAGGGGCUGGUUUGGAGUUUGGGAAAGCUCCAGGCCAGUCCAGUUCUGACCCCACUGGUCAGUGCAGACCUGGUGCGCCCUGUGGGGCUGGUUGCUACAGCACAGAACAUGCUGAUUGUUUUAGACAGUGGAGACCAUGCAGUGAAGAUGUAUUCAGUGAGCUAAAAUCCUAUUCCAGCAAGGAAAUACAUAAUGUAGCCUGGAAAGGGUUAUCUAUGUCAGGUUUUAUUAUUGUAUUAUUAAAUAAAUAAACGAAUAAAAGUUCAGGAAAUACUUAGUGGUCACUUACAUGUUGUGGCAGAACACAAUACAUUGCAGGUUAUUUUCUUUUUUUUAUGUUGUUGGACAUAAUUAAAUGUUAAAGGUUCGUGUGUGUUUUACCCAUUUUCAUGUGACCCGUAAAGUACCAAUAACAUGGUUAUAACGGUAUUAUUUCUGUGCUUUGCAAAUGUGCUUGGCCAUUGUACAAUGUUGCUGAUUACUCUGCCUCUCGCUACUAUUUAGGGACACCUAGUGGCGUUAACUGACUGGUUAGACGAAUUAGACACGCUUAUUUACUUUCAUUAACCCGUCUUUAUCCAGGACGGGAAGAACUCUUGCCAUAAGUCAAACGUAUUAAUUACAAUUUAAAAUAGACUAUUUGAACACGGUUGGAAACACAAUUGUAAAUCUUGUGCACCACUCUGCACGCUAUCGAGUGAGACCAGUCCACAGAAAAGCUCCCCAAAUAGAGCAAAUAGUUGUAUGAUCUUAUGGUCUCAGUAAAAGUUUUGCUGAUUAAGACCACUCCUCUUCCUCUUCCACAUUUAAUACAGUCUGCAUUUCACAAUAUUUUGGAACUC
Molecule: messenger RNA, 2190 nt
Organism: Esox lucius (northern pike)
Lineage: Eukaryota; Metazoa; Chordata; Actinopteri; Esociformes; Esocidae
Product: E3 ubiquitin-protein ligase NHLRC1
Exons: 1
Coding region: 284-1513 (409 amino acids)
Biological process (GO): negative regulation of translation; protein polyubiquitination; proteasome-mediated ubiquitin-dependent protein catabolic process
Molecular function (GO): protein binding; translation repressor activity; ubiquitin protein ligase activity
Source: RefSeq, a predicted model, not a curated record